UGGGUCACACCUUCAGUUAUAAAAGCUGGCUGCACACCACAGUAAAAACUCCCAUUGAUGUGAAUAGCACACACAUGCAAGCGCUUCUGCAGCACAGCAGUGAUUUGUGUUUGGAUGACAGCCAGUGGCUGAUUGUCGCUGGAACGGGGCGGGCAAGCAAGUGGCGAUGGAACUGGGGAAGACUAACGCCGUAAAAGGCCAGUGUCCAGGUACGCCGCAACAAGGCGCCACGGUCAGCUUCCAUGACAUUCACUACAAGGUGACGCAGGCCGGAGGAUGUUUGUGCUGGAGGAAGAAGAGCACCACCAAAGAUAUCCUCAUUGACCUCAAUGGGAUCAUGAAGCCGGGGCUCAAUGCCAUCAUGGGAGCCACCGGAAGUGGCAAGUCGUCGUUCCUGGACGUUUUAGCUGCUAGGAAGGACCCAGCAGGCCUGUCAGGUGAAGUCCUCAUCGACGGCGCCCAUCAACCGCCCAAUUUUAAAUGUCUGUCAGGAUAUGUGGUGCAGGAUGACGUGGUAAUGGGAACCUUGACAGUCAGACAGAACUUCAGCUUCUCUGCGGCGCUCCGUCUACCGUCCAGUGUUUCUCAGGCCGUCAAGGAGCAGAAAGUGGUGCAACUGAUCCAGGAACUCGGACUGACCCGCGUUGCCGACUCCAGGGUUGGCACCCAGCUGAUUCGCGGCAUCUCCGGGGGAGAGCGGAAGCGCACCAACAUUGGCAUGGAGCUCAUCAUCGACCCGCCCGUUCUCUUCCUGGAUGAACCCACUACCGGGCUGGAUGCCAGCACCGCCAACUCUGUGCUGAAGCUGCUCAAAAGGAUUGCCAACAGUGGGCGCACUAUCAUCCUUUCCAUUCAUCAGCCUCGCUAUUCCAUCUACCGCCUCUUUGACAGCCUCACGCUGCUAGUCAACGGCAAACAGGUGUACCACGGUCUGGCAGAGAGCGCCCUGAACUACUUUUCAGAAAUCGGAUACACCUGUGAGCCUCACAACAACCCUGCAGACUUCUUCCUGGACGUCAUCAACGGGGACUCCACCGCUAUCGGCAUCAGCAGUACGGACGGAGAAGAAUUGGACUCAGUGUUGAAGUCCAGGCAGGGAAUCGAGGACAAACUGGUGGAGGAAUAUAGAAACUGUCAUGACUUUAAACAGACCAAAGCAGAGUUGGAGAGAAUCAUUCAAGGUAAGAAGUCAAGCUGCUCCGCUCCCUCUAGAGCAAUCACCUACAAUACCAGCUUCCUGACACAGUUCCGCUGGGUUCUUAAGAGGACGUUCCAAAACCUCCUGCUCAACCCGCAGACCUCCAUCGCUCAGGUUGCAGUUACGUUGUUCCUUGCUCUGGUUGUUGGAGCCAUUUUCUUCAACGUCCAGGAAGAUCAGAGUGGGAUCCAAAACAGAUUCGGCGCACUCUUCUUCAUCACCGUCAACCAGUGUUUCAGCUCCUUGUCGUCGGCCGAGCUCUUCAUUUUGGAGAGGAAACUCUUCAUUCAUGAGUACAUAAGCGGCUACUACCGUGUGUCGGUCUACUUCCUGUCCAAGAUGCUCUCCGACAUCCUCACAUUGAGGACCAUCCCCACAAUUGUGUUCAGCUGUGUGGCCUACUUCAUGAUUGGUCUGAAGCCCACGCCAGAGGCGUUCUUCCUCUUUAUGUUCACCGUAAUUCUGGUGGCCUACACCGCCACCGCCAUGGCACUGGCCAUCUCUGCCGACCAGACAGUGGUGGCCAUCGCCAACAUCUUCAUGACCAUCGCCUGCGUCUUCAUGAUGAUCUUCGCAGGCUUGCUGGUCAAUCUUACCACCAUCGUCAGCUGGCUGGCUUGGUUGAAAUACUUGAGUAUACCACGCUAUGGCCUUGGUGCUCUGCAAGUGAACGAGUUCUACGGGCUGGACUUCUGCCGCGGCCUCAACAGCAGCAGUCGUCCGCCAGGGAUAAUUUGCAGGGGGCAGGACUUCUUGGAGGAGCAGGGCGUGGAAUACUCCACUUGGGGCUUCUGGCAGAACCACGUGGCCCUCGGGGUCAUGACCGUGUGCUUCCUCGCCAUCGCUUACCUCAAACUGCGCUUCAUCAGGAAGUUCACCUAGACCGGCUGGGCCACAGCUGAACACAAAACCAGAUAUUGGAACGAUGGCACUGACUUCCGGCAAAGCGCGUGGACGCCACCAAAGUCCGUGCGGAGUAAGCAAAUGGCGACUAACUCAUGGCUCUUUUUGCUCACAACAUUAAAAUGCACAACUUUCACAUGUACUCAUUUAAUUGAUUAUAUUUCUCGAUAUAUAUAUAUUUUUUAUUCAUUUACUUGUUCUAUUUUUUUAACUAUUUUUUUGUUUUAUUAUUCAUUAUAGUUGAUUUAGUUGUAUCAUUUUGAUUUAUUUUAUUUCUAUCUCAUUUUACAUAUGUUGAUAUAUUGUGCUUUACAAAUAUACAUAUUUAAUAUAUCUUUAAUUGAUUAGAAUUUUUAUCAUUACUUGCUUUCAAGUAUUUAACACUGCACUUAAAUAUAGGAAAAUAAAAAAAAACUGUACUUUAAUAAUGCUUCAAUUAAAAUAUACUGCACAUAAAUGUUCAAUUGAAAUUGUACCUUAUAAAUGUUUAAAAACAAACAGUUCUUAAAGAACACCGCGAAAUAAAGGCACAGGCAACGCAAUGUAGGUUAGCAAAUAUAUUUAAAUAUAAUAUUUAUAUUCAUUUUAGCACAAUGACAAAAUGGCAUUAUUACAUUUUGACUUGAAAUCAUGACAACAAGCAGCAACUUCACACUCGGCGGAAUAAAACACUUUGUUGGGGGAAAAAAAACCAACAACAACAAAAAAAAACAAAAAACAAUCCGGAAUGACUUCCCUCAACGACUUUAAUGGCUUCAUGCAAACUCCUGAAGCACGGACACUCACUUUCUCUUUCUCUCGCUCUUCGUUCGGAAGCCACGGUGUGCCACGCUGUACCGACACGCUUACAUUAAUACACUUUUUGUCAACGUUCGGGAAAGAAAAGGUCUUGUCACAGCACUGCCAGUUAGUCGAACAUCAGGGCACGCAGGUAAAAACAACAAUUAUAUUGGCUGGAAAUAAAUUAAUCAUAACAAAUGAACACAGUGGUUUAUAUUGAAAAUACAUAUUUACAUAUUCAAGAAAAUGAAAAACAAACAGUCUUUAAGCACAAAUGACUUCACUAAAUAUCUGCCUCUCUGUUUUGUUGUGUUUCCUAACUUGAUAUGUACUUGCGAUGGAAAUCAAUAUUGGACAUCAUUUUGUCUUUGAUAUGUUGUUCUGCUAUGUGCCUUAUUGACGUCUGGCUCUCAGUUACCAUGGCGACCGAGCGGGAAGCUGCGAGGCGACGCGAGGCCGCCACCGCGAAAAAGCAAAACAGCUUGCGCACAUUGGCACCGAGCGCACGAACGAGCACACGGAUAACAAAAAGAAGGAGUCAGCCGGUCAUAAAAUCACACUCACUCAGGUUCCAAUUUUCAAAAAGAAGGAACAAAAAAGUAGCAACGACAGCCUGCGAUCAUGCUGGAACGCAACAGGGGAAUGCCGAGAAACGCCUUCGCCCAUCCAGUGUGGAAGCGCCGCCGGCAUAAGUGCAUGUUUGUUACUACUCACGGCGAGGGGGCCAACUCGCUUGACGCGCACCGACGACAUUGACCUUUGACCGCAAACACAUGGCAAAUCGGCCGCGGCAAAGCGAAGUGAAGUGGCGUUUGCAAGUGUGAGUCCUCUCGAUAAAGUCUCUUUACAAUUCGUUUAGUACAAAAGCAAAUGGUUAGACGAAGUUUUUGGAAAUAACUACAAAACGAGAAAGUUAAAUUCCUAUAGAAAUUGCGAGGUGAAUUGAUGCAAACGGAAUCAAAUGUUAAAUGUGAGCCCGAAAAAAAAAAAAAAAGCAGAAAUUUUGAAUAUUGUAGGAUUUUGGUCAUGAAAAAUGCACAGUGCUGAAAAAUGCGGGAAUGUGGUCAACAUGUGAAAUAUUUGAAAAUGUGGAAUUUUUGCGAAUGAAUAAGCUGCUGAACAGUUUUAAGGUGGAAUGGUUUGAAACAUCUGCAUUUAUUUUUGUAUGUUGUCAUUAAAAAUGGAAUCAAGAUG
This is a messenger RNA of Phyllopteryx taeniolatus (common seadragon), 4075 nucleotides long. RefSeq names its product broad substrate specificity ATP-binding cassette transporter ABCG2-like. Gene Ontology annotation, molecular function: ATP binding; ATP hydrolysis activity; ABC-type transporter activity. NCBI's taxonomy places the organism in Eukaryota, Metazoa, Chordata, Actinopteri, Syngnathiformes, Syngnathidae. Gene Ontology annotation, cellular component: plasma membrane. Bases 167 to 2080 code for a protein of 637 amino acids. The transcript has 19 exons. The record is from RefSeq and is a predicted model, not a curated record.